This is a messenger RNA of Fraxinus pennsylvanica, 870 nucleotides long. NCBI's taxonomy places the organism in Eukaryota, Viridiplantae, Streptophyta, Magnoliopsida, Lamiales, Oleaceae. The record is from the annotation of a GenBank genome assembly.
AUGGGGGCUGGUUUUUCCGGUUUAGCUACUGAGAAAAAUACUGUAACUCAUCCUUCAAACCCUAAUCUUUGUGACUUACCAGAGAGCUGUAUUGCUUUAAUUCUUUCUUGUUUGGAACCUUCAGAUAUCUGUAAAUUAGCAUGUUUGAACAAAACAUUCCACCAGGCUUCAUUAGCUGAUGUUGUUUGGGCAUCGAAGUUGCCUGAAAAUCAUGAAAUUCUUGCGAAAAAACUGUUCAGUGAAGAGGAAUCCUCAGAGAGCUUAUCCAAGAAAGAAAUUUUCUCCAGAUUGUGUCGUCCCAUUCCGUUUUCUGGCGACACCAAGGAAGUUUGGCUGGAAAAUAGUCGUAGAGGGAUUUGUGUUGCCAUUUCGUGGAAGGGAUUGAAAAUUACUGGAAUAGAUGAUCGGAGAUAUUGGACUCAUAUCUCCACAGAUGAAUCCAGAUUUCAUACAAUUGCUUAUCUUCAGCAAAUGUGGUGGUUAGAAGUGGAAGGCAACCUUGAAUUCGAGUUUCCGGCCGGUAAUUACAGCCUGUUUUUCCGACUGCAGCUCGGAAGAGCUUCAAAAAGACCUGGCAGCCGGCGAAUCAUCAGUGAUAUAGAACAAGUCCAUGGCUGGAAUAAGCCUGUCCAGUUCCAAUUAGCAGCAUCAAAUGGCCAGCAUAUGACAUCGAAGUGUUAUUUGAACGAUGCUGCACUGAAAUGGAUGCACUAUCAUGUAGGAGAUUUUGUUGUUGAGAAUUCUUACAUCCCAACAAAACUCAAGUUUUCAAUGGCUCAAAUUGAUUGCACACACACAAAGGCUGGACUUUGCUUGGACUGUGUGUACAUAUUCCCAAGUGAGUCCAUGAACAAGUUAAAACAAUUUUAG